AUGAAAAUUAUAAACGAAAAGUAUUGGAUCCCAGGAAAGGGGAGAGAACUAGCAAUAAAAUAUGAACCAAUGAUUUUAGCAAUAUCUUUUUUAUAUAUUCCAAUAAUUCUUAUUUUUCAAGAAAUAAUGAAAAAAAGAAAAGAAAUCGAAGCAAAAUAUAUAAAAAUUUUAUGGAAUUUAAGUCUAUCGUUCUUUUCAUUUUUAGGAGUUUUAUUUAUUAUAUUAUAUGAUAAAAAUGUUUUAAAAUAUUUAAUUUUAGAAGAAAAAGAAUAUAGUGCUAUAACCAGAGCAGUAAUAUGCAUAUUUACAUUAACAAAAGUAAUUGAAUAUGGAGAUACAUUAUUUUUAAUUUUAAAAAAAAAAAAAUUAACUUUUUUGCAUAGUUAUCAUCAUUUAACUGUUGUAAUAUAUUGUUUAUACUCUCAAAAAGAGUUAGUAUCACAUGCACAUUAUUUUGUAUUUUUAAAUUUAAUAGUACAUAGUAUUAUGUAUUGUUAUUUUGGUUGUAUAUAUAUUAUACCAAAAAUAGUAUAUAGAUUUCGUAAACUUAUAACAUGCUUACAAAUAUUUCAAAUGUUUAUAGGAAUAUUUAUAUCAUAUUAUGCUAUAAAAAAUGUAGACAAUAAUGUUUAUAUAAAUAAUGCAAUUGCAAGCUUUACUUUAUAUUUAACAUAUGCAUUUUUAUUUUUAAAUUUUUAUUUUAAUAAUUAUUAUAGAAAUAUAAAAGGAGAUGUUGCAACAUAUAUGAUAACCAUACAUGUACUAGGAUUUAUAGGAUUUAUAAUGUUGUGUAAAAGUAAAGACAUUUUAAAAUUAUUUGUUGAAGUAUUAGUGGGAUCUAUAUUUACAUUAUCUUUACUAAAAUUUUCAUUUUAUUUUAAUGAAAAUUAUUAUUAUUCUUUUAAAAAUAAAAUCCCAGAAACUAAUUUUAAUGAGCAAAUGCAUAUGUUUAAAAAAUAUAAAAAUAUGUAUUAUUCAAAUAUGGCUUUAUUAAAAAAAAUAAUUAUUAAUAUGAUAAAAACAUUUUUGUUAUGUUUUAACGGAUUUGCAACAUAUGCCCAUGACAAUAUUUUUAUUUUUGUAAAUUUUUAUUCAAAAAAAAUUAAAGAAAUUCAAAAUGAAGGAAUAAUUUUAGAAAAACAAGAAACAGAAAAUUAUCAAAUUAUUGCCACUAAAAAUCAAAAGGAGAAAAAUUAUUUUUCAGACAAUAUACAAAAAUCUAACAAAAUUAAAGAUGAAAAUAUAGAGAAAAAAAAUAUAAAAUCUUUAAAAAAUUCUUUAAAUUUUCAAAAUUGUUAUAAUUUAAUAAAAUAUAUAUAUAAUGCAUCUAUUAUAUCCUAUAUAAUAUCAAAACCACCUAUAGAUAAUAUUUCGAGAAAAGAAUAUCAAAAAAAUGGAGAUAUAUCAGUACAACCCCAUGUAUAUCAAAAUUAUAAUUUGUUUUAUAUAAUUAAAAAAAUCAUAAAAUCUUAUUUGUUAUAUCUUAUUUGUUUAAUCAUUCCAAUAUAUUAUGGACUUAAAGUUUAUAAUGAUGCAAUAUUAGGAUUAUGCGUUCAUGGGGCAUUUCGAUGGGUUAUUGAAAUAUAUUCUACCAAAAUAUUUAAAAAAUCAGAUAAAAAAAAGUUUUAUUAA
This is a messenger RNA of Plasmodium berghei ANKA, 1632 nucleotides long. RefSeq names its product long chain fatty acid elongation enzyme, putative. Gene Ontology annotation, biological process: fatty acid elongation, polyunsaturated fatty acid; fatty acid elongation, monounsaturated fatty acid; very long-chain fatty acid biosynthetic process. The record is from RefSeq and is a predicted model, not a curated record. The coding region runs from base 1 to 1632 and encodes 543 amino acids. Lineage: Eukaryota; Apicomplexa; Aconoidasida; Haemosporida; Plasmodiidae. The transcript has a single exon. Gene Ontology annotation, molecular function: fatty acid elongase activity. Gene Ontology annotation, cellular component: endoplasmic reticulum membrane.